AUGUCCAAACGACGAAAAAAAAAGUUUAAAGAGGUGCAAGACUCAACUAGGAAGGACAUGGAGCGAACAUUUGGUGUACUCAAGAUGCGUUGGCAAGUACUAGCAAUCGGGGAACGAUCAUAUGAAGUGAAAAGUUUGCAACACGUAAUGUAUGUGUGCAUCAUAUUGCAUAAUAUAAUUCUUGAAGACAAAAGAAGAGCGAUAUGUCAAUACAACGAAAACAAAGGUUUACCAAAUGUUGAAGGAGUAACCGUUGGUACGCAAGAGUAUAUGGAAAAUAGAAGAGAAGUAUACGAUUGCGACAUUCAUCACGCCCUUCAUGUUGAUUUGGUGGAGCACAUUUAUAGGGCUCACAUUCACCCACCGACAGAGUAUUGA
This is a messenger RNA of Lactuca saligna, 378 nucleotides long. Lineage: Eukaryota; Viridiplantae; Streptophyta; Magnoliopsida; Asterales; Asteraceae. The record is from the annotation of a GenBank genome assembly.